UCUUUGAUUCCAAAUAGCUGCAGCCAAGCGGGCUGGCUCGGAGAGGAGCCCCCGGCCGGGAGGGGAGGAGUAGGGCAGGGCAGGGGGGGUGGUAAACAGUACAGAGGGCCAGUCAGGGAAAGGAGAGAAGAAGAGAAACAGGAGACAAAAGAAGCGAAAAAAGGGGGUGAAGAGAAAAAAGAGGAAAAUAAAUUUCUAGGUUUGAGGGAAGAGUAAGUGUCUGUGCCUGAGGAAGGAAGACUGGAGGAAGCAUGGGGUCAGAGAAGAGUCCAACGGGGUCUAGUGGAGGGCAGAAGAAGGCCAAGCAGGAUCGAGGAGGCCCAGACGCUGAGAGAAGCCAUACAUGCUGCGGCUGCCGCUUCCCACUGCUUAUUGCCCUGCUUCAGCUGAUACUGGGCAUCGCUAUCACGGUCAUUGCCUUCCUCAUGACCACCAUCAGCCCCUCUCUGCUGGCCAGGGAGACACCCCAUUGGGCUGGAAUCACUUUGUGCAUUGUAUCUGUCCUGGGCUUUGUGCUCUAUUUCAUCACCUAUUUGCCUGAUGAGAGGACCUACACACAAUUCAUCAUAAAGCUUGUGUACUUCCUGCUGUGUUCAGUGGGUCUAAUCAUCUCUAUUAUAGUCAUCGCCUUCCAGGGCCACCACUACUCUUUGACCAAUGGCUUCAUAUGCAGGGAGAUAGGCCGAGACUGUAUCUGCACACUGGAGCCAGAAGACCCCAUUGCACGCACCUUCACAUACGCCGAGGUGUCGGACUGCACUGCUGUCACAAGCACUCUCAUGCUGUAUUACCUGCUGCAGAUGGUGCUCAAUCUGUCUCAGGCCAUCGUGUGCUUGCUAGGAGCUUUCAUCAUGUGGAAGCACCGCUACCAGGUGUUCUUCGUGGGCUUGCAGAUAUGCUCACCCUCCACUCAGCAAUGGCAGAAAGUUUAAAAGAAGGGCAGGGACAGGGGCUUGGCACUGGGAGAAAGGACAAGACGUUCUCCUGGGAACAAAACACGUGGAGCAUUUUGAGUGUGUUGAGGGAAAGUCCAGAAUUUCCCACCACAUGUCUAUUUGUGUGAGUGUAGAGAUACAUUUAGAAUGUUGGUAGUGUACUGUAGAGUGGUGGCAAAUUACAGUUUCUUGUCCUCUUUAAAGCUCAUCUAUUUUUCUUUAUUGAUGUCUGGACAUUUCCACUAAUAUAAAUGUAUACUUGCUUUUGCUGGUGUCAAGAAGGAUAUUCUUAUCUAACAGGUUGUAUGUGUGAUCCAACAGGACAGCUGUCAUUCUGUGAGAGCUACAUAUUCACUCUGUUUGCAUAGGAUUUGCAUAUCAGACUGAUGGCCUUAAUAGAUAGCAGGUUUAUGACAAAACCCCAGUGUUACGUUCUCAACAAAAAAGAAAUAAGUGACACGUUUUUACAUCUGAAUACAUCAUUUUUAAAUCCUGCUUGUCUUAAGGCUUUGGUGCUUAAAACGGGGAUUAAAAUGCAUAGCAACAAUUGUGCAAUCAUAGUAGAAAUCACUAUAGUAUAGUGUAAAUUUAUUAGCCUAAGUAAAUUGUCAUUUGAAUUAAAAGGGUUACUUGAAACACACUGAUGUGUGUGUGUUUUAGGAUGAUGUCUAUUUUGUAUUCCAAAAACAAAUCCAAGGAUAAUGUUAACAUUUUUAAUAAUUCGCACACAACAGAGACCAGGUGCAAAAAUCUUGAGACAUAUCUAUGUUAAAUAUUGUAAUAUUCAUACUGUAUCUUGGUCAAAUAUGUCCUGAUAUUACAAUGCAUAUUCUAAAGUAUACGACUAUUUUUUUAUCUGAACCAACUGCCCUUUUUAUUGUUUUAUAUGUUACAUUUUGACAAAUAUAAUACUGUUUUACUGA
Molecule: messenger RNA, 1858 nt
Organism: Silurus meridionalis
Lineage: Eukaryota; Metazoa; Chordata; Actinopteri; Siluriformes; Siluridae
Gene: sspn
Product: sarcospan (Kras oncogene-associated gene)
Exons: 3
Coding region: 252-932 (226 amino acids)
Cellular component (GO): dystrophin-associated glycoprotein complex; sarcolemma
Source: RefSeq, a predicted model, not a curated record